UCACUUAAUACUCAGGAUAUUAACACUUGACGCUCGGUGACAGUAGCCGUGGUCACAGGCUCUCUCAGCCGCUUCAGACCCUCGCCACCUCAGCAGCAGCACAAGCAGCAGUAGCGGUAGAGGACAGAAGACUGAAAGAUAGGCAGUCUCUUUCUCUCAGCUAGGCCAUAGUCAUUGUUGUAGUGGUGAUCGAUGAGUCUGUCCGGGAAGCAGCGGUUCUCCGCCAACUCUUUCUCCGGGUUCGGGAGCCGGAAGAUGGCAUUGUCCUCCGCCGGGGGUUCGUCAAUGCGCUCCAGCUUCGGGAGCAGAAUGGGCAUUGGGGUCGGAGGAGGAGGCGCUAGUGUCGGAUUCGGGAAGGGCUUUGGAGACGGUGGAGGAGGAGGGUUCAGGAUGUCAUCCUCCAGCCACAUGGCAGGUCUGGGGAGUGGGAUGAGCACCGGUGGCAGCGGCAGCGGGAUGUUCGGAGGCGGUGGAGGAGGAGGUUUCGGGUACGGUGGAGGUGUUGAGGACACGUCCCUCGGGUUCGCCGGUAACGAGAAGCAGCACAUGCACAACCUGAACGACCGCCUGGCAACCUACAUGGAGCAGGUUCGCCAGCUGGAGGCCACCAACCACCAGCUGGAGGAGAAGCUGAAGACCUUCACCUUCAACAAGGUGGAGGCGCACGACCUGACCAUCUACGACGCAACACUCAAACCACUCCUGGAGCAGCUCAUGGGUUUCCUGAUACAGAACACUCAGAUUGCUGUGGAGAUCGACAACGCCAAGCUGACUGCUGACGACUUCAGAGUCAAGUGGGAGAAUGAGCUGUCUUUGCGCCAGUGUGUGGAGGGGGACAUCGGAGGUCUGAGGAACCUGCAGCGGGAGUUUGAGAUGAACAUCACAGCCAUGAUGCAGGACCUGCAGGGGUACGAGAACGAACGGGUCUCCAUGGCGAAGAGCCAUGAAGAGGAGCUGUUGUCCAUGCGUGGGAGGAUGACGGGCCAGGUGAACGUGGAUGUCCAGGCUACUAAGAGCCAGGACCUGUCUCUGAUGCUGGCUGAAGUCAGGUCGGAGUACGAGGCGGCCGUGGAGAAAAACCACAGACAGGCCGAGGCCUGGUACAUGAAACAGGUGGAGAUGAAGCAGGCAGAGUCGGCGGUGGUGAUGGAGACGACCACGACGACCACGUCGGAGAUGACAGAGUUACGGAACCGCUACCAGACCCUACAGAUGGAAUACCAGGGACUACGUAUGGGGAUGGCUAACCUAGAGGCCAGGCUGUUGGAGGUUCAGUCCCAGUUCCAGCAACGUCUGUCUGGGUAUAGUGGCAAGGUGAUGGGCCUGGAGGGAGAACUGACCUCCAUAAGGGCCAGCACCACUGAGCAGAGCCAGGACUACCAGAUCCUUCUGAACAUCAAGAGUCGUCUAGAGAUGGAGAUCCAGCAGUAUAAGCAUCUGCUGGAGGGAGCCGGCCUGGGAGGGGGCAUGGUCCCUGGAGGGGCUGACCUGGGAGGGGGGAUGUUGGUCUCUGGAGGGGCCGGGAGGUCGGCAGGUAAGGCUGUUGUGACCAGGACCACUGUGUUGGAGGUGAAAUCCUCUGGAGGAGGAGUGGGGACGGGAGGAAGCUCCAUGUUGAUGCAUUCCACUAGCUCCACCUCCAGCAGUUCUGGGGGCGGGGCAAAAAUGCUGUCAUCAGGAGGCGCCGCGAUGGUGUCCGGCGGGGGACCGGCCAUGAUGUCAUCAGGAAGCCCCGCAAUGGUGUCUGGCGGCGGAUCAGCCACGGCACCAUCAGGAGGAGGCACGGCCCCAUCAGCAGGAGGCACGGCGCCAUCAGGAGGAGGCACGGCGCCAUCAGUAGGAGGCACGGCGCCAUCAGUAGGAGGCACGGCGCCAUCAGCAGGAGGCACGGCCCCAUCAGCAGGAGGCACGGUCCCAUCAGCAGGAGGCACGGUCCCAUCAGCAGGAGGCACGGCCCCAUCAGCAGGAGGCACGGCCCCAUCAGCAGGAGGCACGGCCCCAUCAGCAGGAGGCACGGCCCCAUCAGGAGGAGGCACGGCCCCAUCAGGAGGAGGCACGGCGCCAUCAGGAGGAGGCACGGCACCAUCAGGAGGAGGCACGGCGCCAUCAGCAGGUGGCACGGCGCCAUCAGCAGGCGGCACGGCGCCAUCAGCAGGAGGCACGGCGCCAUCAGCAGGAGGCACGGCGCCAUCAGCAGGAGGCACGGCGCCAUCAGCAAGCGGCACGGUCCCAUCAGGAGGAGGCACGGCGCCAUCAGCAGGAGGCACGAUGCCAUCAGCAGGAGGCACGGCGCCAUCAGCAAGCGGCACGGCCCCAUCAACAGGAGGCACGGCGCCAUCAGCAGGAGGCACGGCGCCAUCAGCAGGAGGCACGUUGCCAUCAGCAGGAGGCACGGUCCCAUCAGCAGGAGGCACGGCGCCAUCAGCAGGAGGCACCGCCCCAUCAGCAGGUGGCACGGCCCCAUCAGCUGGAGGCACGGCGCCAUCAGCAGGAGGCACGGCGCCAUCAGCUGGAGGCACAGCCCCAUCAGUAGGAGGCACGGCGCCAUCAGCUGGAGGCACAGCCCCAUCAGUAGGAGGCACGGCGCCAUCAGCUGGAGGCACGGCCCCAUCAGUAGGAGGCACGGCGCCAUCAGCUGGAGGCACAGCCCCAUCAGUAGGAGGCACGGCGCCAUCAGCAGGAGGCACGGCGCCAUCAGCAGGAGGCACGGCGCCAUCAGCAGGAGGCACGGCGCCAUCAGCAGGAGGCACGACGCCAUCAGCAGGAGGCACGGCGCCAUCAGCAGGAGGCACGGCGCCAUCAGCAGGAGGCGUCGCAAUGGUGUCCGGUGGGGGACCAGCGCUGAUGUCAUCAGGAGGCGUCGCGAUAGUGUCCGGUGGGGGACCAGCUCUGAUGUCAUCAGGAGGCGUCACAAUGGUGUCCGGUGGGGGACCAGCUCUGAUGUCAUCAGGAGGCGUCGCAAUGGUGUCCGGUGGGGGACCAGCUCUGAUGUCAUCAGGAGGCGUCGCGAUAGUGUCCGGUGGGGGACCAGCUCUGAUGUCAUCAGGAGGCGUCGCGAUAGUGUCCGGUGGGGAUGCAGCUCUGAUGUCAUCAGGAGGCGUCGCAAUGGUGUCCGGUGGGGGAUCAGCUCUGAUGUCAUCAGGAGGUGCUGCGAUGUCAGGCGGGGGCCCAGCCAUGGUGGGAGGUACAGCCACGGUGUCAUCGGAAGGUGGCACUGUGUCCGGCGGAGGUUCCAUGAUGAUGUCAUCGGGCGGGGGCAUGACCGUGUCCGGUAGCAACUCGUCUUCCACCAGCGUGUUGACCAGCUCCACCAUGGAAGGUAAAGUCUCUACUGGUGAUAUUACCAUAGUUCCCAUACAGUGAUUCCCUUCUCUGAUUCACGUCACAACACUCUGCAGGACCACGGAACCCCCUACCCCCACAACACACACACACACACACAGACACACACGACGUGUAGCCUCUCUCUACUACUAACACACAGCUCACCUGGCAGAACACACACAGUCCACAUUC
This is a messenger RNA of Oncorhynchus tshawytscha (Chinook salmon), 3516 nucleotides long. Its product is annotated as keratin, type I cytoskeletal 9-like. Lineage: Eukaryota; Metazoa; Chordata; Actinopteri; Salmoniformes; Salmonidae. The transcript has 9 exons. The record is from RefSeq and is a predicted model, not a curated record. Gene Ontology annotation, molecular function: structural molecule activity. The coding region runs from base 193 to 3363 and encodes 1056 amino acids.